Amphiprion ocellaris (clown anemonefish) is the source of this 2128-nucleotide messenger RNA. It is a transcript of the gene gcnt7, whose product is annotated as glucosaminyl (N-acetyl) transferase family member 7. The record is from RefSeq and is a predicted model, not a curated record. Gene Ontology annotation, molecular function: acetylglucosaminyltransferase activity. The coding region runs from base 429 to 1715 and encodes 428 amino acids. NCBI's taxonomy places the organism in Eukaryota, Metazoa, Chordata, Actinopteri, Pomacentridae. Gene Ontology annotation, cellular component: membrane. The transcript is spliced from 5 exons.
GUGUCAGGUGUGUGAUUGGGUGUUAUUGCCGGUAACCAGGCAGGGACGGACCUUGUCUCCUGGGAAUGUGGGGGGAGCAACUCGAGCACAACUCGAAAGGACACACACACACACACACAUUCGCGAAACGCUCUGCCUCAACCCGACGGGUCUCCAGCUCACUGAACGCAGCCUCCCUGCCAGGAUAUAACAAGGCAACAACCAAAUUUAGCUCUAAAUUAGCAGACGCUGCUGUUGCUGCUGCUGCUGUUCCUGCUGUGGCUGAUGAUGGCGCCAAUGGAAAUCGCUUCUGAUCACUGCAGCAUUCUGGAUAUAUUGUAAUGAUUUUGAAGGUUUACUUCUUCACCAUAAGGACUACAGACUGAACUGCCUCGAAGGAGCUUAAUCUGUGGUGGUGAUACAGACGGACUACAGAGAAACAGGCUAUUAUGCUUCAGCUUGAAGGGAAAAAAUGCAGCUUCGUGUUUUGCCUGGGGAUGAGUAUUACUGUCUGUUCAUUCAUUUAUCUGAGGACUAGGACGCCUACUGGGACAAAGCACCUAAAAUCUCCAAGCAGACCCAUCUCCUCUGAAUGUAAAGCUUUUCUGCCUGGCGCAGAGAAAGGAGUAGAAUGGAACCAGCUUGACUGCCAGGUGGAGAGCUAUAUUCACAAUAGCCGCAUGCCAUGUUCCAUUUUGACCAGAGAUCUACACUUCAUCACAAGACCUCUGAGUCGUGAAGAGGAGGACUACCCUUUAGCUUUCAUUGUCACUGUUCACAAAGAGCUGGAGCUUUUUGUGCGACUCUUGCGAGCCAUUUACAUGCCUCAAAAUGUCUACUGCGUUCAUGUGGAUGCCAAAGCACCACGGGAGUAUCAAGCAGCCGUACGGAAGCUGGUCAGCUGCUUUCAAAAUAUAUUCCUCUCCAGUCGCAGUGAGACUGUGACUUACGCUGGGUUUUCUCGCUUGCAAGCGGAUUUGAACUGCAUGGAGGACCUAGCAAAGUCCAAGAUAGGCUGGAGAAAGGUGGUAAAUCUGUGUGGACAAGAUUUCCCUGUCAAAAGCAACCUGGAACUGGUGCAGUACAUGCAAACCAAAGAGUGGAGGGACAGAAACAUGACGCCUGGGAUCAAACAGCCAGUGUCCAUGAGCCACAGGACACAAAUUCAGCACAAGGAGAUCGUAGGGUCACAUGUGGCACCAAAAGGGCCAGGAAUGAAGAAAGGUCCUCCUCCACACAAUCUGGAAAUCUAUUUUGGAACAGCCUACUAUGCCCUCACAAGGCCUUUUGUAGACUUUGUUCUGAAAAGUCCAGUAGCCCACGACUUACUGGAGUGGUCCAAAGACACGUUCAGUCCAGACGAGCACUACUGGGUGACACUCAAUCACAUUGCAGAUGCUCCAGGCAGCCACAUAGACGGCGGUUGGGCAGGAGCUAUCCGGUCAAUCAAGUGGAGGGAUCAACAGGGAAAGGUACACGAUGGCUGCAAAGGUCAUUAUGUACGAGACAUCUGUGUCUAUGCAAUAGGAGACCUGCCGUGGAUCAUCAAUAGGAACACCAUGUUUGCCAAUAAGUUUGAGAGUAACACCCAUCCUGAGGCACUAGACUGUUUGGAGCAGUGGCACAGGAACAAAGUGCUGGACCAGGCAACUGUUCCUAUAGAACCGUCAUGGCUGCUGGCCACACAGAGCAACAUGACCAGCAGACGCUACAGCAACAGCAGUGCUGGUGCAUGAAAUUGCUGUUGAUACUGUGAACAAAAGUCCUUAUACAUGCAGUACAGAUUUGUUCCACUCCUUCUCUGGUGUCCAUGUCAAAAUGUGAAUAAGAGAGAACUUAAGUGAGAACGAGAGGAUAAUUUCAGCAGGCACUUACAAGACUAGUUCAGCUACUCUUCCCACAAAUGUGUUUAUUUAUUUAUGAGACUCUAAAAUGAGAAUUUUUUUUAUGAUAAAUGUGAGACAGAGUAUAUACCAGUGGACCAUCAUUGUCAUUUGAGACAACUACUGCACCAAGUAUUUAAAAAGAAAAUUAUGAAAUGAAUAUUUCUAUUGAUUUAAUAUGUUUCAGUAAAUUGUACAGGUAGAAAAAGAAAUAAAACUAUUGUCUGUUCUUAUUAAAUAAUGUGUAAACAAAUAAAGGAAUAUCA